Macrobrachium nipponense is the source of this 4192-nucleotide messenger RNA. RefSeq names its product toll-like receptor 2. The record is from RefSeq and is a predicted model, not a curated record. The transcript has 27 exons. The coding region runs from base 445 to 3753 and encodes 1102 amino acids. Gene Ontology annotation, molecular function: protein binding. NCBI's taxonomy places the organism in Eukaryota, Metazoa, Arthropoda, Malacostraca, Decapoda, Palaemonidae. Gene Ontology annotation, biological process: signal transduction.
ACUGGUAUACGUAUAUCAGUAUGACUGCCAGGAGUGCGUAUAGAGGAACCACGCAGGAUAUCUGCGCGCAUAGCUAUGCACGGUUCUCUCGCCGAAACUAGUUCUGGAUAUUGUAACUCUGUUUCUUCCCAUUUCCGUCCAAUUCUUCCCGGAUAUCCGCUGAAUUGCAUGCAAGCAAAUAUUUUGUUUAUCUCGGUACGCGAAGUUGGGAAAAACCACCGAGGGAGAGUCCCUUGUCAGUGUCUCCACCCGCUGCGAUAUUUCGUAGCUUUAAGUCUUUCGUGAAGAAAACUUCUUAGUAUUUAGUUCUUGUGGAUUUAAACUUCAUUGUUCUGGGCAGCAUUCUCAAGUUCUCUUUGGAGCUCACUGGAUGAAUCUAGCAAUAGCUCAGCUCUCCUAGUUACGUUAGAGUUUUCAGGAGCAUUAGAAUAAUCAGUGCCAACAAUGCUCUCACAUUUAAAGGUAUCACUGGUCAUUUGCACCUGGCUUUGUAAUGCUGCAGUGUCUACUGUAGAGCAUUCGCCGCCUGACAUUAAGUCUCUCAACCCUUUUGAAUCAACUGGAGGCAGCGGUGUCAUUUCAACUGCAGUGUCAUCAGAAUCAGACAUCCCGGUGACAGAGUUCCCAGGUUAUGGAAAAUAUUUCUACCAAACAGGGGUAGCCCAAGAGAAUGAGAACCUUCAGAACCUAAAGAAUUGUUCCAAAGUACCUGUUGUUACCUCCGCCCCUGUCUUGAGGUGCCCAGAUGUUUCGUCAUUUAGCCGAUAUCUCAUUCAGGGUGACAAUGAUACUCUGGAAGUUGAAAUAGAGUGGGUUGGAGGCGUCUUUUAUUUACCACGGGAGCCUGUACAUGUUCAGCUUAAGUCUCUCAAGAUAAGUGAAGCCAACAUAACCUCGUUCAACAUUUCAUCUGAAACCCAGAUUUUACAGUCUCUGGGAAAGCUGGAUCUGAGUGGCAAUCCUGACUUCGAUGCUCAGUCUCUCGUUAACUUGGGGACAUUUGAGUCCCUCACCAACCUGUCCAUGAGAGGCUCUGCUCUCAAGACAUUAGAUGGCCAAUUACCGUAUCUUCUGCAACACUUCCCUAGACUGGAGUAUCUGGAUUUGUCUCUUUGCGAGAUAGGUCACAGCAAUAGUUCGGCUAAUUUCACUCCUAAUACGGUUUUACCGUCCCUGAGACACCUUGACCUUAGUGGCAAUCCUGACUUCAACGCUCAGGUUCUUGUUGGUCUGGGAAAGAUGGAUUCGGUCACACAUCUUUCCAUGAGUGGCUCUGCCAUUAAAACACUGCAUGACCAACUACCAAACCUACUACAAAACUUACCAAAACUGGAGGACCUGGAUUUGUCUUAUUGUGGACUAAGGCAUCAUGAUGAUCCGGAUAUUUUCUCAUCCAAAACGAUGGUGCGUUCUUUGAAGGCGCUGCAUCUGAACGGAAAUCCGGACUUCAACGCUCAAGUUCUCGUUAAACUCGGAAGACUCGAGUCGUUGACUCUGCUCUCCAUGAGUGGCACUGCUGUCAAAACGCUAGAUGCAGAACUUCCAAGUCUAUUGCAAAAUCUACCAAAACUCCAACAUUUGGAUGUGUCCGCCACUGGAAUAAGCUACCUCGUCGACCCCGAGAUUUUCACUUCCAAUACGGAGCUGACGUACCUGAAUGUUGCUAACAACGACAAACUGAGCUUCGUCACCUUCCAUAUAGAUGUCAUCCACAGCCUGAUUCAUCUGAACCUGUCAAACUGUAUCCUAAGAGGUAUCAAAGUGCACGAGGAAUCAGUGGCGUGUAGCCACCUGCCUCAUUAUUUGGAGAUGGGUUCCGGGAAAAUUGAAGUCCUGGACCUCUCCAAUAAUCGCCUGAAGGAAGUUCCUCCUACACUUCUCUCCGCUCUGUGUAAUGACUCCUUUGCCUUCUAUAUAUCAGGAAAUGAUUUGGGAGAAGCCAGUGAAAACUGCCAGACUUAUCACCUGUCACACUUCCUCGACUCGCAUCCUGAAGGUGCCUCCAAUGUAAAAGUGAUCAUCGGGAGGGAGGAGCUGGAUUUCAGAGAGAAAGACGCCUUGCUCAACUGCCAGUGGAAUUCCUGCCCCGUCGGAUGCCAGUGCGAGAGCAAGAAGAAGAUCGUCGACUGCAGAAAUGUAGGUCUCAAAAGUGUACCCAAGGUGGCGCCCUCUUCCGCCAAGGUUCUCCUUUUACAAAACAACAGCCUGAUGACCCUUGAAGGAAUCGAAUCCCCUGCCUGGUGUAACCUCCAAGUUCUCGACGCGGGUUACAAUAACCUCUCUCAAAUUUUUCCUAAACGUGGAAUGCACGGGAACUGCGCGUGUGCACCAGGGGAAUCUCAGAGCAUUAAACAGAGGACCUGUUUCCCUCAGAAUUUGGAGAAACUGAUCUUGAACAACAACAUCUUGAGAAACCACACAGAUCAUCAUGGCUGCUCACUCUUUUCACCUCUGCAUGGGCUCGACCUCUCAGGAAAUCAGAUCAAAAGUUUGGUACCAAUAUGUGACGGAUUCCUGGAACAUCUUAAAACCCUAAACGUCACAGACAAUGAGAUCGCAAUCAUUUCAGAUGACAGCAUCUCUCAUUAUCCUUCUCUCGAAACACUGGUUAUCUCUAACGGAACCACAACACACCUGAGUAAACAUCCCAAAAGAGUCAUUAUUUCUUAUAAUACUGGAGCAAGCCCCAACACAACCACCGCCAGCCCUAGUACCAACUCUUCCACCAGCACGACUUCCUCCCCCACAGAAAACACCGCAGACGGGAACAAGAAGCCGGCAAGUGUAGUAAUCAUGGGAUUGGUGGCAGUUGUGCUUAUCCUCGUCAUUUGUGCACUUUCUUGUUACACCGUUUGUUGGGCAAAUCAAUGUGGAUGGAUCAAUAAGUGUUUUAGAUUAAACAACACUGUCACCAACCGGAAGAAGUACGACUGCUUCGUCGUUUGUUCUUCUCGAGACUUCAGGGAAGUAAGAGAGAUGCUGAUAAUUCCUCUGACUCAGAGAGGAUAUUCGAUCGCUUGGCACGACAACGCUUUUGUUCCCGGAGACUGGAUUAUGCAAAACGUCGAGAGAGCUGUGCAGAAUUCCUCCCGGAUGCUGGUUUUUGGCACUAAGAACUUGGUUAGCAGCAGGUGGGGUUUGCACGAAAUUAGAAGAGGCCGCCAUGAAGAGUUUGUCAACAAUGAUUUUAAGAUCAUGGCCUUAGUGACCAAGACGCUGCCGAAGAAGCUGAACAGAGAUCUUUACGAAAUCAUUUGUCUCCGAACCCACAUCAAACUUACUGAUAGGGAUUACAUCGAACAGAUAUGUCGAUUUCUACCUCCCCAGGAGCCAGUCAAUGAUGGCGACCUUCGACCUGACGGGUUGCAUAUGACGAUCAAUGAUAUCAGUGACCUCCUGCAGAGAUACGAGGAAAUAAUGCGAAUAGAGAGACAGACGUCGACUGUUCGACUGGCAGAGCUCUUCCAUACUCAUCGUGAAAGGGACAAAGUCUCGAUUCGAGUUGACAUUGCAACCUCUUUUUCGUCGCACGUUUGUGAUGAUAAGACUAAAUGUCCCACUUGCCAAAACGAGCGUUCAGCCAUGGUUCAGAGAUUUAAAGGGAGCAGUUAUUCUCAUUCUUCGUCCACGCUUAACAUUCUGGACACCAAUAGUCUUAAUGAAUAUGUCUUAGACGGCGAUACCGGUGAGGACAUAACCGAUAUAUUAAAUGAAGACAGCUUUUGCAAAAGUUGGAAAAGGACAACUGUGUGAUGCUGCAGGCUGCUGAAAAACCGAAAAAUGGUACGAUGCCGUGGUCGGAGUUGAUGAGAGGGUCCUAUUAAUGGAAAACUAGUUGUCUUUAGAGUCAAAAGAAAGCAACACUUAGAUACUCUUGUAUAUUAAUCUUAAGCAUGUGAUCUGCAAUGGGCAAUAUAAAGGUGGUAAGAUCAUGGUGUCGUUUAUAAAGGGUGUCCGUAAAGUCACAGUACCAUUAGAAACAAUAAAUACUUGAAAUGUUACUGGGACUUUAUGGACGCCCUGUAUAACUGUUAUUACUAUUGUUUGAUAACAUUAAUGGGACGGGAAGUUGUAAGAGCUGUUGUUUUCACGUGAUCUUGCUGAGCCAUAUCAUGUAUGUAUCGUGUUUAUUUUAAAGCAAUUGCAUUUUAAUUGAAACUGUGAUGAAAAAUAAACAGUGGUCUGUACUUUC